Molecule: messenger RNA, 902 nt
Organism: Acipenser ruthenus (sterlet)
Lineage: Eukaryota; Metazoa; Chordata; Actinopteri; Acipenseriformes; Acipenseridae
Product: usherin-like
Exons: 5
Molecular function (GO): protein binding
Source: RefSeq, a predicted model, not a curated record
AGAGGGGGUGUUCCCUCCAGAGGUUGUUACCCUCAACAGUACAGCUGUUCGUGUCAUCUGGACAUCUCCAUCUAACCCAAAUGGUGUGGUCACGGAAUAUUUGGUGUAUGUGAAUGACAGGCAACACAAGACUGGCAUGAGCUCAUCUGGAUCUUUUGUAUUAGGAGGCCUCUUGCCAUUUACUAUAUACAACAUACAGGUUGAAGUUUGCACUGUGUAUGCAUGUGUGAAAAGCAAUGGGACUCAAAUAACUACAGUAGAGGAUGAACCCAGUGAUAUGGUGGCACCAAAUGUACAUGUGAUUAGUUCAAGGUCUCUCAGAGUUGAUUGGGCAUCACCAGGCCGCCCAAACGGCAUCAUGCUCGGAUAUGAUGUGAGGCGCAGAACAUUACGCUGGUGUGCACAGGCCCAGCUGCUGCAGGAGAUGCAGACAGGGAGGCAAUGCUUAUAUGUGCAAUGUGGAAUAAAUGAAAACAUAUGUGGGGGCUUUUGCUAUCAACCAGAGCACCAGAUUUGUUGCAGUGGAGUUCUGUACAGCAGUAAACCUGGUUAUCGGUGUUGUGAAGACAAAUACAUUCCUGUUAAUGGCAAUUCCACUGCAGUGUGCUGUGGUGGGCAGCUAUAUACCCCUCAGCCUAACUAUGAGUGCUGUGGGGGAUAUUAUGUCAAAGUUGUACCAGGUUACGUGUGUUGCCCCAAUUCAGACCAGAUCCGUGUUUCGGUCGGGGUGGGCAAUUCUUGCUGCAGUGGCAAUCCUUAUUCCAGGUCUGGGGAUCAGAUAUGUUGUGCAGGUACUCUCCACGAUGGCUUUCAUAAGCAGUGCUGUGGGGGGCAGGUUGUGAGCAAAGACCUGAUUUGUUGUGGCAAUGAAGAGAAGGGAAGUGUGCACAAAAAAUUCCAAG